Molecule: messenger RNA, 2687 nt
Organism: Cottoperca gobio
Lineage: Eukaryota; Metazoa; Chordata; Actinopteri; Perciformes; Bovichtidae
Product: protein NLRC3-like
Exons: 5
Coding region: 116-2680 (854 amino acids)
Molecular function (GO): protein binding
Source: RefSeq, a predicted model, not a curated record
ACAAAAGGAGCUCAAAUCUUUCCAGUAUUACCUGCUGUAUGACCGCCAUGAUGGCUUCACCGCAAUCCCUAGCUCCUGCCUAGAGGAUGCAGACAGGGGACACACAGUGAAUGUGAUGGUGCAGAAAUACAACCAACAGGCUGUGGAGGUGGCCAAGAAGAUUCUAAGGAAAAUAGGCAGGAACGAUCUGGUGCUGAAGUUAUCAGAGAAAAGCUCAGAACUAAAAGGGGACGUCAGCGAUGUUCUGGAGACUACAGAGGACACAGGAGCUUCCCCCAUUCAACCACAGGCUUCUCCUCUUCCUCGCCCUCCCACUGACAGCGGUCCAGAUGUGGAGAUUCCAGUGCCAGAGCCUCAAAGACAGAUCAUACUGUUCCAACACAAACUCCAAUCUAACCUCCAGAGCAAGUUUACAUGUGCUCCAGAGGGCAUGACAGAGAUGAUGAAUCAGCAGUGUCUGGAUGACAUCUUCACAGAGCUGUUCAUCACAGCCGGGGGGGAAAUACACAUCAAUGAACAGCAUGAGGUCAGGCAGAUUGAAAUAAAAGGCGGCGUUGCAGGGACAGAAACACCAAUUGAACCAAGUAACAUAUUCCAAAGCACUACCGGAAACCUCAAACCCAUAAGAACAGUGCUUACGACUGGAGUUGCAGGAAUUGGCAAAACAUUCCUUGUGCAAAAGUUUGUGUUGGACUGGGCCAAGGGAAAAACAAAUCAAGAUGUGCACCUUAUAUUUCACUUCACUUUCCGCGAACUGAAUUUACUGAAGGGAGAAAGGUUUUGUUUGGCUGAGCUAAUCCACAAAUGUAUCUGGGAAACCAAAGACAUCACGAAGACGAGACUCACUGAGAUCUUCACACAACUACAGGGAUCAGGAAACCGUGAUUUUAACAAGAGUGAAUUUAAGCUUCUGUUUGUGUUUGAUGGACUGGACGAAAGCCGCCUUCAGCUGGAAUUUACUCACAGUGAACAGAUGCCAGCUGACUUUGAUGUGGCACAGUCAACCUCAGUGGAUAUGCUCCUGACGGCCCUCAUUGAGGGGAGAUUGCUUCCCUCUGCUCGUGUCUGGAUAACCACACGGCCCGCAGCGGCCAAUCAAAUCCCUCGAGUCUUUGUCCACUGCAUGACAGUGGUGAGAGGAUUCACUGAUCAACAGAAGGUGGAUUACUUCAAGAAGAGAUUCCCAGAUGAAGAGCAAGCCAGCAAAAUCAUCUCCCACAUCAAGGCAUCACGAAGCCUCUUCAUCAUGUGCCACAUCCCAGUCUUCUGCUGGAUCACUGCUACAGUUCUAACGGAUGUCUUGAAGAAGAGAAUGCAGACAAACCUGCCCAAAACCCUGACUGAGAUGUACACAGAAUUCUUGAAGUUUCAGAUCACCCUAACGGGAGAGAGAUGUGGCACAAAAAAAAGCAUUCAGUAUAUCCAGUCAUUGGCAAAACUAGCUUUUCACCAGCUGGAGAAAGGCCACCUGAUCUUCUAUGAGAAAGACCUGAAAAGGAGUGGAAUUAAUAUCCGUAAAGCUGCCCAGUACUCUGGAGUUUUCACCCAGGUCUUUAAAGAGGAGCAUAGGUGGAAGAGGGACGACAAGGGCAAGACGUUCAGCUUUGUCCAUCUGAGCCUUCAGGAGUAUCUGGCUGCUCUUUAUGUGGUCAUGUCACUUAUUAACGACAACAAGAAUGUACUGUCUGAGCUAACACUGGAAAGUCUGUGCAUGCUUUGCAAGAAAAAAAGCAUGACAGAAGUCCAUGAGAUUGCAAUAGGCAAAGCUUUAAAGAGUUCAAACGGGCACCUGGACUUAUUCCUACGCUUCCUCCUGGGCCUCUCCCUGCAGACCAAUCAGGAUCUCCUUAAGUGCCUGUUGAAGAUGACAAAAGGGUUCUCUCAGACCAACCACCAAACAAUCAAGUCCAUCAAGGAAAGGAUCAGGGAGAACACAUCUCCAGACAGGAGCAUCAAUCUGUUCUACUGUCUGAAUGAGCUGAGAGAUGAUUCUCUAGAGGAGGAGAUCCAACAGUACUUGAGUUCAGGAAGUCUUUCCACAAAGAAUCUCUCCCCUGCUCUCUGGACAGCCCUGGUCUUCAUCUUACUGUCAUCGGAGGAAGCGCUGGAGGUGUUUGACCUGAGGAAAUACUCUGCUUCAGAGGAGGGUCUCAUGAAGCUGCUGCCAGUGGUCAAGGCCUCGAAUAAAUCGCUGUAUGUGCACAGGAAACUACAUGCCUUAACUGUAUCAAAUAUGGGUUUAUCUGUUAAUUUGUUUUGUCUGACUUAUAUAUAUUUCAGGCUGAGUGGCUGUAACUUGUCAGAGAACAGCUGUGAAGCUCUGGCCUCCAUCCUCAGCUCUCAAUCUUCUAAACUGAGAGAGCUGGACCUGAGUGACAACGACCUACACGAUUCAGGAGUGAAGCUUCUCUCUGAAGGACUAAAGAGUCCACAUUGUGUCCUGCAGUCUCUCAGACUGUCAGGCUGUAUAAUCACAAAGGAAGGCUGUGAUUCUCUGGCCUCAGCUCUAAAGUCCAACCCCUCCCACCUGAGAGAGCUGGACCUGAGCUACAAUCAUCCAGGAGAAUCGAGAGUGAAGCUGCUGUCUGCUGGACUGGAAACUCUCAACCUCGACCAUGGUGGAGAGGAAAGACUGAAAUCUGGAAUGAAGAAAUGUAAGUUUACAGUCAAUCUGAGUUAGAGAACAC